AGGGCACGCCGAGUCGUUCCUGAAGUUGUAACUUUGUAACACUCUGCGGAAGCUGAAGUUUGUUUCCUAAACAUUGACAGCAGACAAUGGACCGCUGGGAAGCUAAAUAACAACAGGAUUUUUCGCAACAUGAAUGCAUGCUGAAAACAAAAAUGGAGGACUUAUUUCAAUCCCAGAUGUCUCAAAACUCCUUAAUUUUGGAGAGUAAAGGACUAAAGAAUUUCCCUGUAGAACUACUACAGAAUAAUAAUGUGAGAUACAUUUCUGUGGCUAAAAAUGAUCUGAGAAGUCUCCCUGAAGAAAUAUGCAAUGUGUCAAAUUUGGAAAUCUUAGCUGUUCAGGGGAACAGACUUACAACACUUCCAGCAGCCUUGUGGACAUCAGGCAAUCUGAAAGCUCUCAAUAUAAGUGACAACCAAAUAGACAAACUUUCAGAGGGAGUAUGUAAUCUAACAGAAAUUGUACAGUUCCAUGCAAAUAACAACAAUUUUGAUAGUCUGCCAAAUUCAUUUGGAAGUUUAACCACCCUGGAAGUUCUGUCUCUAAAUGACAACCGCUUGCCUAUUUUGCCGGAGUCAUUCGGAAACCUGAUCAAUAUGAAGACCUUGAAUUUGGAGAGAAAUAGAUUGAGGAUCUUCCAACGAGCUGUAUGUCAACUGGAAAACCUCAUUCAACUAAACAUGUCUGGGAACAAGGUAGUCACUUUACCACAGCAAAUUUCCAAUUUGACAAAACUCAAGGAGUUGUCUCUUAGCGAGAACCAGCUGACAUCUUUACCACCACAGCUCUUCAAACUUGUGUCUCUGGAGGUAUUAGACCUCUCAGGAAACUUGUUGACAGCCAUGCCAGAUGAGGUAGAAAACUUGGUGAACUUAAAAGUUUUGAAGCUGUGUGGAAACAAACUCAAAGUGCUUCCAGAGAAGAUCAGUUCUUGCUCCAAACUCCUUCACCUCCAUGUGAACCACAAUCUUCUCACCAAACUCCCCAGGAGUAUUGGAUCAUUGGCUUGUCUCGAAGAACUUCAUGUAAGUGGCAAUCAGAUCGAGACACUACCUAAAGGGAUACGGUCUUUGACAAAACUGUCUGUGUUGAAGUGUGCGGGGAAUCUCCUGGUCCAGUUCCUCGUUGAUGUCAACCAUCUGUGUGGACUGACCCAUGUUGACCUCAGCGGCAACCACAUCCACGACUUCCCCAAUGAACUUUUCUCAGUGCAGUCCUUACAGCGUCUGGACCUCAGCAAAAAUCUCAUAUCAAAACUUCCCAUGGAGGUCAGUAAGAUGCCCUCACUGAAGCACCUGGACCUCAGCGAGAAUCGCCUCUCCGACCUUCCAAAAUGCCUGUACAACCUUGACACACUCAGCCACUUAAAUGUCAGUGGCAAUGCCCUUCAAAUGCUCCCUGGUGGCAUCACCAGCCUUGGCAGCAUACAGGAGCUACUACUACACAACAACCAGCUGAAGGAUCUGCCUUCUGACCUGUAUUUCCUGAAAACGUUGAGGGUGCUGAAUCUAUCAGAAAAUAAUCUUGGAAGCAUCUCCUCUCACAUCAGAGGCCUGAAGGAGCUUAGGGAACUCAACCUAUCCAGCAACCAAUUAGCUUCCUUUCCCGUUGUGGUGUGCGACCUGAGGACACUGCGGAAACUCUUCAUCAGUAACAAAAAAGGCAAGAAGUUAACACAGCUUCCAGAGAUGCUAGACAGACUUCGACUCCUGAGGGAGCUGGACUUCUCAGACAAUGAAGUGACUUACAUCCCAGAGGCUGUGUACGACCUGAAGCACCUCACAAAACUGACGGUCAGCAAUAACAUGCUGACGAGCCUGCCUGAGGGAAUCGCAGCCCUGCAAAACCUGCAGCACAUCGACUUGCAAGGCAACUUGUUGCAGCGUCUCCCGUCCAGCCUGGCUCAGAUGAAAUCACUGAAGAUGAUCAAGCUGGAGGGCAAUCCGCUGGUGCAGCUGCCUAAAGAGAUCUAUGAUGGACAGCAGGCUCUGCCAGUGGGCUGCUUCCUCAGCUGUGAGCUCACCAGGGACGAGCACAUUCUGCGAAAGAUGUUUCGGUUUGUGGCCAACAAUGUGCCGGAGGAGGACUUCAGUCACCUGUGUGAGAGAUUUCGAGUCCCUCCGGAAGCCCUGAUGCUGGACCCAGUCGUGCAAAGCCUAGCGGUCAGUGAGCGGACGAUGAUGGCGUUGGAGCUGUGGAGGAAGGUCUACCCUCGGGACACCAGUCCCGCCACCAUCGCCGACCAGCUGGUCAGGGGCCUGGUCCUAGCCGGCUUCCAUAGCCUCUCUGCCCAGGCCCAAGCCAUUAAGAUCUACGCCAAAGCCAUACGACUCUGAACGCCCUCAAGACGGCUGUGCUUCUAGACUGCUAAACUUCUUGUCUUCCGGAGUUCUUGUCGAUUUAACACUAGAUGAAGGAGAACGUGUAUUAAAAUCUUGUUUUAAGUAAAACCA
Messenger RNA from Engraulis encrasicolus (European anchovy), 2453 nucleotides. RefSeq names its product leucine-rich repeat and death domain-containing protein 1-like. NCBI's taxonomy places the organism in Eukaryota, Metazoa, Chordata, Actinopteri, Clupeiformes, Engraulidae. The coding region runs from base 138 to 2336 and encodes 732 amino acids. Gene Ontology annotation, molecular function: protein binding. The record is from RefSeq and is a predicted model, not a curated record. The transcript is spliced from 6 exons. Gene Ontology annotation, biological process: signal transduction.